GCAUUUGAAUAAUUUAUGAUUUUACAGAACCUUUCAAAUCAGCUGAGAAGAGAAGUAAGAGCUUUAUUGCACAUUUUGCAGAAGUCAAAUCUAUUGUCACCAUCAUCCUGCAAUGUACAUGUAGGUCAAGGUAAUAGAAAUGUGCAUUUUCUGCACACAAGUUCUCGGUUCAACGACCAAAAUAACCCCAGAGAAAACCAAAGACACGGUGAAGAAGAAGAAUCGUCUCCCCAUGGCUCGGAGGGAGAUAAUGUGCGGACCGUCAUCGCCCUACUUGUCAUCCUCACUCUUCUGAAUUUGCUAUCAAAAGGCGAAGAAGCCCAGAACAUUUCCUGGCAGACGUUUCUCAAUGAAAUGCUAGCUAAAGGAGAGGUAAAAUCUGUGUCUGUGACUUACUAUGAUGGUAAAGAUGGAUCCUCAUCCAACCCAGCCUCUGAUGUUGUCCGAGUGUUUCUUCAUGAUGGAGCAAAAGUCUUUGGACGUCAGGUUGGAAGAGGUAAUCAGCCUGCCUACUACCGAAUGAGAGUUGGCAACAUUGCCACGUUUGAAGAGAAGCUGAGAAGAGCUGAAGAAGAACUAGGAAUACCACCAAAUGACAGAAUUCAAAUUAAGUACAGCCAUUCAAGUCCAGAGGGUGUGAGCAACAUAUUGCUGACCCUUGUAUUUCUUGGGGCUUUGUUGUAUUUGUUCCGGGCAGCCAUGAAGAGUAGUGGUGGAAUGAAUUCAUUAAUGCAGAUAACAAAACCAAAAUUCACUAUAAUUGAUUCAAAGGGCAAGGGUGUCACAUUCAGUGAUGUUGCUGGGCUGAAAGAAGCUAAGCAGGAAGUCAUGGAGUUUGUAGACUACCUCAAAACACCACAGAAAUUCCAAGAACUAGGUGCUAAGGUUCCAAAGGGAGCACUCUUGCUAGGUCCCCCAGGAUGUGGUAAGACUCUGCUGGCCAAAGCGGUUGCUACUGAAGCUGAUGUGCCAUUCUUGGCCAUGGCUGGCUCAGAGUUUGUAGAGAUGAUUGGUGGACUUGGAGCAGCAAGGGUCCGCAAUCUGUUCAAAGAAGCAAGAAAGAGGGCUCCUUGUAUUGUUUAUAUUGAUGAAGUAGAUGCGAUAGGAAGGAAAAGAACAGAUAAUGCUUCAGCAGGAGGGUCUGGGGAAGAGGAGCAGACAUUGAACCAACUUCUUGUGGAGAUGGAUGGCAUGGGAACCCAGAAAGGAGUCAUCAUGCUGGCCUCCACUAACAGAGCUGAUGUACUAGAUAAAGCCCUGCUUCGUCCAGGUCGAUUUGACAGACACAUUCUCAUUGAUACUCCAACACUAGCUGAGCGAAAGGAGAUCUUUGAGCAACAUCUGAAGGCCCUCACACUUGAGAAACCGCUAGAGGCUUACUCUAAGCGGCUAGCCCAACUUUCCCCAGGGAUGAGUGGAGCAGACAUUGCAAAUAUUUGCAAUGAAGCUGCCUUGCACGCAGCACGGGAGAACAACAAGGUCAUAACGGGAGAAGACUUUGAAUUUGCAGUUGAACGCAUAGUUGCUGGAGCAGCCAAAAAAAGCACCUCCCUGUCGAAGGAGGAGAGACUCGUCGUAGCAUAUCAUGAAUCAGGGCAUGCAUUGACCGGUUGGCUACUAGAACACACGGAUGCAUUGAUGAAGGUUUCCAUUGUACCUCGUGCAAAUGCAGCACUAGGAUUCGCACAGUACCUUCCAUCUGAUCAGAAAUUAUACACCAAAGAGCAACUGUUUGAUAGAAUGUGUAUGGCCCUUGGUGGAAGAGUGGCUGAGUCUAUUAUCUUCAAUAGAGUAACAACAGGUGCUCAAGAUGACCUGAAGAGAGUAACCAAGAUGGCAUAUGCUCAAGUGCGUACAUAUGGGCUGAGUGAUGUCGUAGGCAAUGUGUCAUUCCCUGAGGUGGAAUCGAAUGAAGUUGGUAAGAAGCCAUACAGUCAACAUCUACAGCAACUCAUUGAUAUGGAGGUGAACAAAUUAGUUGCUCUAGCAUAUAAACAGACAGAGAAAAUUUUGCUUGAAAACACAGAUACACUGAAAAAGCUUGCAGCAACACUGUUUGAGAAAGAGGUUUUGAAUUACGACGACGUUGUGGCAUUGAUUGGCCAACCAGCUUAUGGAGAAAAAAAGAGAGUUGAAUUCGAUGAAUUUGAUCUUGUCGAUACGGCCGAGGAAAAUUCCAAAUCAGAAGACUAAUGAAUAUAACAUGUGUAAAAGUGUAGCUAUAACAGAUCAUCGAAAUAGAGCAAGUAGAAAAAAAAGCUAUAAAUGUUACAGCAAGUGUACAUCCCUUGCGGAUGUACGGUUGUUGUGGAUGGCUCCUCGCAGGAGCUAGAUGUGACUCCAUAUCUAGGUCAGUUGAAAUUAAGGGGGUUUUGGAAGGUAAACUCGAUCUAGGAGAUUAGCAGCUGGAGGGAUUAGUAGGUGAACUUCAUGAUCUCUUCCCAUUCAAUCAAUGUGUAAUCAUAACUUUCAUGAUUUAUACUUUGUUUGAUAUCGUGUUGACCUGAAUGUUGUAUGUCUACAUGUCAACAAGAGGUUUAUACUAUUGCUAUUUCCACCCUGUUUAUAAUGAUAUUUAAUACCUUGUUCACUAAGUUGAAUUCAAUUGCUUAUGAUAGUAUUGAGUGAUUCUAUUCCUAUUAUAGCCACAAACUACAUUGGAAACAGAUGCGUUGUAAUGAACAACAGGAGGAAUAUAUUCCUAUUUUCCCUAAUGAUUCAAUUCAUUAUAUACAAUAUCUUGUUUGAAUAAAUUGUUUAUGAUAGCAUAA
This is a messenger RNA of Anneissia japonica, 2771 nucleotides long. RefSeq names its product paraplegin-like. The record is from RefSeq and is a predicted model, not a curated record. Gene Ontology annotation, biological process: mitochondrial protein processing; protein-containing complex assembly. NCBI's taxonomy places the organism in Eukaryota, Metazoa, Echinodermata, Crinoidea, Comatulida, Comatulidae. Gene Ontology annotation, cellular component: m-AAA complex; membrane. The transcript is spliced from 14 exons. Gene Ontology annotation, molecular function: metalloendopeptidase activity; zinc ion binding; ATP-dependent peptidase activity. Bases 16 to 2193 code for a protein of 725 amino acids.